UCAAAAUUAAACUCAAAGAGACCCGCACAAGCUUACAUGCUUUUGCGCAUGUCGAAAACGAGACGUCAAUAACUUUGACAGGUAGUAAAAAAGAAUUACGGUACUAUUUUUUGUGUUGCAUGGAUCAUUGGUGAAUGUAGGUGUGUAUUUCAAAGCAAAAGUGUUGGGCUACUUGGUAUAGCGACGGCCAGGGUAUGGUGAAAUAGGCGAGAGGACAGGCGUUUUGUGUGAUUCGAAAGGAAUUAAUUUCUAACGGAUACAUGAAAGCUGUAAGUUUUACAGAUUGGAAUAGCCGGUCGUAAAUACAGUGGAGUGUUAAGAGAGAUGUGGCCUCUGGUCUAUAUCCCACCGGGAUUACUAUUUAUUCUCAGUAGUGUUGCUAGUCAAUUAUUUCCAAAUGAAGGACCUGUUUGUCCGGAAAGACCAGGAGAAGAUGAUUUACCUGGUUUUGAUUUUAUAUCUAAAUAUCAACUAGAUAAUGUAUUACGACAACCUGGUGUUAAAAAAGUUAGAGGUUCCAAUGAAUUUCAAGUAGCAUAUAAAAUAAGUAGAAGAGCAAAAUUAAGAAUAAAAACAGAUCAACUUUUUCCUAACGGUCUUCCAGAUCGUUUUUCAUUUGUCAGUACUUUUCGUAUGCAAGGAAGAACUAGGAGAGAACGAUGGAACUUAGUACAAAUUCUAGAUACGAGGGGACAACCACAAUUUGGUAUCCGUCUCGACGGUAAAAAAAAAUCUAUAGAAUUCUAUUAUAUAAAUUAUGAAGGAAGAAUAACAACUUUAGCAUUUCAGCAAAAUCUAAAAAGUUUAUUUAAUAAAGAUUGGCAUAAAAUACAUUUUAGUGUAGGAAGAGAAUAUGUAGAACUUUAUGUAGAUUGUCAACCUAUAGCCUCUAAACCUAAAAUACCAUGGCGUCCUAUAGAUGUUAAUGGUGAAAUGGUGCUAGGUACCAGAGAAUCAGAUGGUAGAACAGUUCCUUUUGAUCUUCAAUGGAUGGUGUUACAUUGUGAUCCUUCCAAACCAGAACGUGAAACUUGUGAUGAGUUACCUCCCCCUUCACCCGUAAUCAAGGUAUGA
Messenger RNA from Patella vulgata (common limpet), 1074 nucleotides. Its product is annotated as collagen alpha-1(IX) chain-like. The coding region runs from base 325 to 1074 and encodes 249 amino acids. The record is from RefSeq and is a predicted model, not a curated record. The transcript is spliced from 9 exons. Lineage: Eukaryota; Metazoa; Mollusca; Gastropoda; Patellidae.